AGAGAGAGUUGAGUAGCAUUUGUGCAUGUGCCGUGUUGCCGGAAAAGAUCUCGACGACCAUUCCUAAUGUACUGUAAUGAAGUCUUGACUGAAUGAGUUGUAGUUUUUCUCCCUUGGUGUAGGUCGUGCCUAACACGCGAAGCAGAAGCCAAAUGGGUGAAACAACUGAUGGUGGUCUGCAUGAGAUUUUUCAACAUGAUUUUGGACCCGUUGGCUCUCCUAGCUUUGAAGCUGCUCGCAGUUCUGGGAGGCUUGUUCAUAUUGAUUUUGGUUUCAUCUUUGAAAUAUCACAUGGUGGAAAGAGAGUGCACAUUUCAAGUUGAGCCACGAGAUGACUCAAUUACUCGAUCCAUCCGGAAUUAUGAAAAGUGAAACAUGGGAUCACUUUGCAAGUUUGUGUAUAAAGGGAUACCUCGCCUCCCGUCGAUACACGAACGGGAUAAUCAACACGGUGUUGCUAAUGCUCGACAGUGGAUUGCUAUGCUUCAGCAGGGGCGAUCCCACGGGGAAUCUUCGCAAGAGAUUUCAUCCCGAGAUGUCGGAGCAGGAGGCUGCCAAUUUCAUGAAAAGUGUGUGCGUAGAUGCCUGCAAUAAGUGGACCACUGCUGGCCAUGACCUUAUACAGUAUCUACAGCAAGGUAUUGAGAAGUAGAAUGGUAAAAGUAAAACUUUACCGC
This is a messenger RNA of Hibiscus syriacus, 677 nucleotides long. Its product is annotated as phosphatidylinositol 4-kinase alpha 2-like. The transcript has 2 exons. Gene Ontology annotation, cellular component: cytoplasm; plasma membrane. Gene Ontology annotation, biological process: phosphatidylinositol-mediated signaling; phosphatidylinositol phosphate biosynthetic process. The record is from RefSeq and is a predicted model, not a curated record. Gene Ontology annotation, molecular function: 1-phosphatidylinositol 4-kinase activity. The coding region runs from base 332 to 652 and encodes 106 amino acids. Lineage: Eukaryota; Viridiplantae; Streptophyta; Magnoliopsida; Malvales; Malvaceae.